UACCUGAUGGUUUGUAUGAACCGAACAGGUAGUUUCAUGAGAGAGGGAGAUUCGGACAACGAAGAAGUGGAACUCAGGUAUUUCCCAGUCGAGGAUGUGCGGGACUUAAGGUCCACCGAAAUCUCGGUUGCGUUGUUCUACGUUUCGAUAUUGUAAAUAUAGUUAAUGUCUCGAAGUGACCAUAGAGUGUGAUCCAAAUAAGUGAUAAAUGCGUGAACCAUAAGAAGACCCACGCCCGGAAAAUUUUUUCAAGGAUCGUCAUAUAUUUUUUGACCAUAUAAAAAAUCUGCAAAGGCUGACGUUUACGUAUUGGAGUGAAAACACUCCCUGCUGUUGCUGCUGCUGUCAAGAUUAACGGGAAAUUAAUAAAGAUGCCUUAUUAUAACAGUGGCCACGGACCUGUAGCCUACAAUAAAGAUGGGAAUUCAAGUGGUCCAUCGAGCACAUCCGGAGGACAAGUUGGUGCACCGGAACCAACUUACAUUAUGGAGCAUUUGGCCACAUUCACAGUGACCAAAGAAACUGGAAUAGUUUAUCCAGCUGAUGGUAUGCGACGUCUUUUACAACUGGAAAAAAGUAACGGUAUUUGGAGUCAGAAGAUGCAGCUUCGCCUCGAGCGAAAUUGGGUUCUCAUCAUGGAUAACGAAACUGGGGCCGUCAUGGAGAGAUUUCCUGCGUCUUUGAUACAGGAACCUACGGCCUUCACGUCACGCGAUCCCAUGGAAAUGUACAACAAUAUAUUGGUCUUCACCGUAGGCGAGGACGGUGGUUCUGGCCAACGAGCUGAAAUGCACAUCUUCCAAUGUCAAAGUGUUUCCGCUGAGGAUCUCGUGGAAGACCUAAAGAUGUUACAAAUGGGCAAAUUGGUACCUGGAGGAUCGCCUCGAGGUCCCCGGGGUCAUAUUCCACCACCUCCAGCAUUACCGCCACCAGAACCACCAUUAAAUGGCGUUAAUGUUCGAGAGCAAGUCUCGGCAUUCAAUGCCGCUAAUAAUGAUGGUCACAAUGAUAUAUCACGUGACGAAAACAAUGACGAAGUAUCGUCCACGUCGUCAGAAAAAUAUGAACGCGAUGUGACAAUUUUAAAUCAUUGCUUUGAUGAUAUUGAGAAAUUUAUAGCGCGUCUACAGCAUGCAGCAGCCGCAUCACGCGAAUUAGAACGAAGACGUCGUAAUAGAAAGACAAAAAAACGUAAUUUAGGCGAUGGAAUGUUGACAAUGAGAGCAAAACCACCACCUGAAAUUGAGUUCAUUGAUAUUUUUCAAAAAUUCAAAUUAUCCUUUAAUCUCUUGGCAAAAUUGAAGGCACACAUUCAUGAUCCAAAUGCACCUGAAUUGGUGCAUUUUCUCUUCACUCCAUUGGCACUUAUUGUCGAUGCAUCACAUGAUACAAAUUAUGAUCCAAAUCUACCGAGUAAAGUUGUAUCACCAUUAUUAACGCGUGAAGCUGUUAAUUUGUUGAUAAAUUGUGUGAGUAGUAAGGAAACUGAACUUUGGCAUUCAUUGGGCGAUACGUGGUUAGUGACAAGGAAUCAAUGGAAAGGACACGUGCCACCUUAUCAUCCAGUUUUUAUGGACGGUUGGUCACCGGAAUAUCCAAUUCCCGAAGAUCGUGACAAUGAUCAUCUCAAUUCACUCCUACAUGCCGAUAAACAAAAGAGGGAUGAUCUUCCCGAGGCGCAAAAUGACUCGUACUACAAUCACAGGGAUAUCGAUGAGUCUCACUACAGUAGCGAUUACCUCGAUUACGAAAGUAGAGAAGAACGUGGUAAUGUGGAAUAUUUUGAUAGAAAUUAUGGACCAGCACCGGAGCUUUAUGGACGUGAGGAGAGGGAAAGAGUCGUGGAUCAGACACGAGCUCACAGUGACAUAUCGGUUGAUUCGAUCGAGAGAGGUCCACGUGGUGUACCAGGUCACGAGAGGGCUCAAGAAGCAUGGUUGGAUGAUCUUUUAACACGUCACGCGAAAAUCGUGCAGGUAACUUAUCCACGUACGGCGAACAACGACAAGGAACUCACUGUCGUGAGGGGCGAAUAUCUUGAGAUUCUUGACGACAGCAGGAAAUGGUGGAAGGCGCGAAAUUCACGUGGACAAGUAGCUCAUGUUCCUCACACUAUUGUCACACCUCACAACAAUCCCUCGCAUGCUGAUGACAAUGACGUCUUUAACAAUCCAUUAUACACGGGACGAUAUCAACGACAAGGGCACGGAUACAAUUACGAGGAUUCAGAAUUGGAUACCAGUACUAGUCCUGGACCGGAAACGUCACAUCGACCUCAUACAAUUCCACCUCCGGCUCCAGCCGAAUGGGUACGCAAAGAACGUCUUGGAAAAAAAGACGAGCCAAGUAUUUCAAGUGAGGCUCUCAUUGACGAUGUAAUUUCACUUCCCGACAGUUUACAUUCAUCUGGAAGUGUCCAGACAGUCAAUUCAUGGGAAUUGAAUAAAAAACCAUCUUCAAAUUCUGGAUCUGAAUCAUCAAAACCUCAGAAUUCUGUGGAUUUAAUAAAAAAUUCACAAAAACAAUUAACAACUUGUUCUAAACAUUAUCAAAAACAAAUUUCCGAACCAUCUUUCAAAAAUACCAAAGAAUCAUCGAAAAUUAUAUCUCCACCACCUCCUCCCCCUCUUCCGGAAUUUAUUCCAAAAUCAUCUCUGGAUGAUAAUAGAAUGGGAUCAAUAAAAAGUACCAAAAGCAAUAUAAGCAUUCGAUCGAUGCCUGAAGGUUUUAGUGGUCAUGACGAAGUGCAACAGGAAUUAAAAUCUGUAUUAACAAUGUUUCGUGAAAAAAAGCAGGCCAGAAAUGCAAAUUUAGAAUUAAAUGAAAAUCUGGAUCAAUAUUCUACAUCGCGUGAUGUUCAACAUUGGUUGUCGAAAAAGGGAUUUUCAGAAAAAAUUUCUAAGCACUUGAAAGGUAUGACUGGAGCAGAAUUAUUAACUCUUUCCAGUAGAGAACUGGAGCAUUAUUGUGGAAUAACAGAAGGAAAAAGAUUAGACGAUGAAUUGACUCGUUUCCGAAACUCACCUAGUCAAAAAAGUUUUCGAUCUUCGGAAUUAAAACGAAUUUUGGGCGAAUUUCGUAAGGAAGGAUCAAUAAGCAAGCCUUGACAUAGAAAAAACUUUAUAAAUCUAAUUUUAUAGCUAAUUAAUAUAAAAAUUUAUCAUCGAAUCUUUCGUAAAACUAAAUCUAUAUAAAAAAAAAUUAAAAAUAAACUUUUUAUAAAGCUGC
Molecule: messenger RNA, 3228 nt
Organism: Leptopilina boulardi
Lineage: Eukaryota; Metazoa; Arthropoda; Insecta; Hymenoptera; Figitidae
Product: epidermal growth factor receptor kinase substrate 8-like
Exons: 12
Coding region: 372-3107 (911 amino acids)
Biological process (GO): regulation of Rho protein signal transduction; Rho protein signal transduction
Cellular component (GO): plasma membrane
Molecular function (GO): actin binding
Source: RefSeq, a predicted model, not a curated record